CAAAUGUUACUCAUAAUUUUAACUUUCUCAAUACAUAGUUUUGUUAACCCAAAAAAUGAAGCUUAAGACUUGUAUUCUCCCUUUGCUUUUACUUCUUCUCAUAUCCUAUUAUGUAAGUGCUGCUAAAACAUCCCAAGAUGACAAAAAGGCUAAUGAAAUAGAAGAAACAAAGAGGGAGGAGGAGCCAUGGGAAACGGAGCAGGUCCGACGCGGUUGUCGAUUUGGCUGCUGCGGUGGUUAUACCCGCUUUGGUUGCCGGGCAUGUUGCAGACCAAAAGAAAGUGCUGUAGUUGCUGAAAAACAUGAACAUGAUGGUGAUGGUUAUGGCUACGGCUAUGGUGGACAAGGUGGUUAUGGCUAUGGCUGGGGAGGCUGUGGCGGCGGCGGUGGCUGGGGAGGCCGUGGCGGCGGUGGUGGCUGGGGAGGCUGCCGAUAUGGUUGUUGUGGUCAUAUUAGAUAUGGUGAAUGUAGGAGGUGUUGUUACUCAGCUGCAGAAGCAAAAGCCUAUGUUGAAAAUGAAGCUCAGCCUUAAAAGGUUUUCAAGACUAUGUUGGAAUGAAAGAAGAAGCAUCCACAUGUAGUUAAUGUAAACUAAAAUAAUUAUGAGAGUUUAUGUAUGAAUAAUAUGGAUGCUUAUAUAUAUAUAUAUAUAUAUAUAUAUAUAUAUAUAUAUGGGUUUUUUCUUCCUUCCUGUAUUUUAUUUCACUACUUUUGCCUUUAGGGUUAGAUCUCUAAUGGCUUUGAGAACCCAAGUUUACAUGUGAUGUUGUAAAUUUGAUGUUUUCUACUGUACUGAAUAAUGUGAAUUU
Molecule: messenger RNA, 809 nt
Organism: Lycium barbarum (goji berry)
Lineage: Eukaryota; Viridiplantae; Streptophyta; Magnoliopsida; Solanales; Solanaceae
Product: late embryogenesis abundant protein M17-like
Exons: 3
Coding region: 56-532 (158 amino acids)
Source: RefSeq, a predicted model, not a curated record